UCAGUCCGCCGCCAUGGCCACGACGGAACAGCAGCCGGAGCUCAGCACACACAAUGCCCCGGCGCUUGGCGUGCGACACUUGAUGUCGGCGCUGCUGUGUGUGACGCACGUGCUCGCCUUCAGCAUGCGAGGCGACAUGUCUGUGGGAGUCGUCGUCAUGGCCAACAACACUGGGGCCAACCCCAACAUCAAGGACUACGGAUGGACGCCAUCACAGACGAGCACCAUCCUGAGCUCGUUCUUCUGGGGCUACGUAGUGAUGCUGUCGCCCGCUGGAUGGCUGGCAGACAGGUUUGGCGCCAAGAACUUCCUGUCGGGCUCCCUGUUCUUCUCUGGAAUCGUGACCACCCUGACUGAGGUGGUGGCCGAUGCGGGCGGCAUCGUGUUCGUCUGCGCCUCCAGAGUCGUGCUGGGUUUGUGCCAGGGCUUCAUAUUUCCCUGUACACACUCGCUGCUGGCGAAGUGGAUACCACCCAAGGAAAAUGCUGUGCUGGGGACCAUCGUUUACUCAGGUGGCCAGAUGGGCACAGUGAUAGCGACUGUGGUGUCCGGAGUCCUGGCCCAGAGCGCUGCAGGCUGGCCCUCCAUCUUCUACACGUUUGGAGGGCUGUCCAUCAUCUGGGGGGUGCUCGUCUUCUUCUUCGGAGCAGACUCUCCCGCCAAACACAGAUACAUGUCCCCGCAGGAACUGUCCUACAUUGAAGAAUCAGUAAAAUGUGUCUCACAGGACGAGAAGAAAUUACCGACGCCAUGGGUCUCUAUUUUCACUUCCGUCCCUUUCAUCGCCCUCGGGUUAACCCACAUGGCGCAGAACUGGGGAUCCUACACACUGCUAACUGAGAUACCUACGUACUUCAGUAAUGUUCUGAAAUUUAACAUCACCGCAAAUGGAAUACUUUCUGCGCUACCAUACAUUGUAGCUUGGGCCGUUAGUCUUGUGGCUAGCUGGAUUGUAAACUUUGUGCAGAGGAGACAAAUGCUCAGCACUGGAGCUUUGAGGAAAGUGAUCAACACAUUUGGCCACUGGUGUCCGGCGGCGGCACUGCUGGCGCUCAGCGUCAUCAAGGUGGAGAACCCGGCGGCCUCGGUGGCGCUGCUGACCGUCGCUGUGGGCUGCAACGGCGUCACCAUCAUGGGCUUCCAGCUCAACCACAUCGACCUGGCGCGGAACUUCUCUGGGGUCAUGAUGGGCAUCACCACUGGCAUCGCCACACUCAUGUCUAUUGCUGCGCCGCUGUACGUGGGAGCCGUAGUCAAGGAGAAUACACUUGGAGAGUGGAGAAUCGUGUUCCUCACCGCAGCUGGGUUCUUCUUCGUAGGCAAUCUGAUUUUUAUCCUCUUUGCUAGCGGAGAAGUUCAACCCUGGAACGAUCCAAAUUACUCUAGAAAAAAGAAAACAGACUACGGAGCGACUUCUGUGAAGGAGGCAGCGUGAACCAGCUCAAGAAACUGCAGGAAGUUCAGUGACCAACCUGUCCCAGGAAGCGAACCACUGAUCUCAAGAACGAAGAAGCCCCGACGUAGUGUAUGGUUACCUUACAAGAGACGGGCUGCCGUCGUUCUCAAGCGUUUGGUUCGUUACACUGACUAGUCGUAUGUUAGUUAAGUCGUAUCGCAGUGCGAAGGAACGUAAACGUUUAUAUGACAAAACUAUUGCUGUGAUUCUUUCAACUCAGUUUAAUUUACGCCUGAAUCGCUACAAAACACUCGCGCAAACCGUAUCAAGACUGUAUGGACUGAGUGACGCAACUCACCUAAUCAGCAUAUGGCGGCGAAAAAGUAUUAUUUGUGUAAACUCAGAUGUAAGCAUCUCAACAUGUAUUAUUUUUAUGAAAAAUAUUAAAGCAAAAUAUUCUUAGAGAUACUAAGCUAUUUCUUCAUUUUGGGUUAAUUUAAGGAAAAAUGUUUUUAAAUUUUUGGUAAGGUCUUAUGGGGCCAAACUGCUGAGAUCA
Schistocerca serialis cubense is the source of this 1952-nucleotide messenger RNA. Its product is annotated as putative inorganic phosphate cotransporter. The coding region runs from base 14 to 1435 and encodes 473 amino acids. The record is from RefSeq and is a predicted model, not a curated record. The transcript has 10 exons. NCBI's taxonomy places the organism in Eukaryota, Metazoa, Arthropoda, Insecta, Orthoptera, Acrididae. Gene Ontology annotation, cellular component: plasma membrane. Gene Ontology annotation, molecular function: transmembrane transporter activity. Gene Ontology annotation, biological process: monoatomic anion transport; transmembrane transport.